Molecule: messenger RNA, 1244 nt
Organism: Ipomoea triloba (trilobed morning glory)
Lineage: Eukaryota; Viridiplantae; Streptophyta; Magnoliopsida; Solanales; Convolvulaceae
Product: myb-related protein Hv1-like
Exons: 3
Coding region: 88-1062 (324 amino acids)
Source: RefSeq, a predicted model, not a curated record
ACAUAUAUAGCUAGGCCUUCUUAUUGAGAACUGCAGAAGAUCAGAUCCCCUCAGCGUAGCUCACAAUUAAUCAUCAAACUCUCCGAAAUGGGUAGAGCACCUUGUUGUGAGAAAGAAGGAUUGAAUAGAGGAAGGUGGACCAAAGAAGAAGAUGAGAGGCUCAUCAACUAUAUCCAACAAAAUGGAGAAGGCUCUUGGAGAUCACUUCCCAAGAAUGCUGGUUUACAGAGGUGUGGUAAGAGUUGCAGAUUGAGAUGGAUCAAUUAUCUCAGAUCGGACUUGAAAAGGGGGAAUUUCACUACUGAUGAAGAAGAGAUCAUAGUGAAAUUACAUACAUCUCUGGGCAAUAGGUGGUCAUUGAUAGCAAGUCAAUUGCCGGGACGAACAGAUAACGAAAUAAAAAAUUACUGGAACUCUCAUCUCAGCCGCAAAAUUUACAGUUUCCGGCGGAGCAUCAACAACGCCCCCAUGGCGGCGGUGCAAGUGGCCGAGGAUGUGGCCGCCGCACGGCGGAGAAGAGGAGGGCGUGUAAGCCGAUCCGUCGCCAAAAAGUACAACACCACAUCCUUCCACGUCGCCACCGCGUCUUUUAGAAAUAAACACAAAAAGCCCCCCGCCGCCGGCAGUCCCGGAUCCACUUCGGCGGUCCAUAACAGCGACGGCGGGACUUCGCAGGGCUCCGCCGGCAACGAUGGGAAAGCGUUCGCAGCAAAAGGACUACGCGCUGAAAAUGAUCGACAACUUGCCUGCCAAGUGUUCGACGAAAUGACUCGUGAAGACGAUGCAAGUGGGGCUUCAUUAUUAGCAAUAAAUGGUGGGAGUGGUCCGGAGAGUGAAGGCUACAGCGACGGCCAGACUGCAGCAACCGCAACCGUGGAACUGUACACCUAUCAGUUGCCGGCUCCCGGCGGCGACUCCAUCUUCGACGACGACGAUUGGGUGAACUGGAGUUUGGAUGAUGAUGCAUUUCGAGGAUAUGAUGAGUUCUGGGAUGAUUUAGAUGACAUAUUCGUGUGGCCCUGGGAUCAUAAUACUAAUAAUACAGCUACAGAUGAUUCAUGAAUUGAAAUACUACUAGCAACCGGCAUGCUUGGGAAGAUGAUUGUGUUUGGUAAUUGUAUAUUAAUUAAGCCAUAAUUAUGUUUUAGACCCAUAAUUACUUUAGUUUAACUAUUAGGAACUUGUACUAAUUUUAGCAUAAAUAUCAUAUCCUUCAUUUACCAGGUAAAUGCCGGGAUUCAUUA